GAAGUCCAAAUUGGACCUUUUGCUUUUGCAACUAUGGCUUGCUAAUCAAGUUUAAAGGAGAAGAAGAAAAAGUAAGAGGGCAAAGCUAUUAUUUACUUCUCUGCAUAGGGCUUCUGAAUCUGUAACAAAUCUCAACAAACAUGUUUCUCACUAGAACUGAGUAUGAUAGAGGUGUUAACACCUUCUCCCCUGAAGGCCGAUUGUUUCAAGUUGAAUAUGCUAUUGAAGCUAUCAAGUUGGGUUCAACUGCAAUUGGAUUGAAGACUAAGGAAGGAGUUGUUCUUGCUGUGGAGAAGCGCAUUACUUCGCCACUUCUGGAGCCAAGCAGUGUGGAGAAAAUUAUGGAGAUUGACGAGCAUAUUGGUUGUGCAAUGAGUGGAUUGAUAGCUGAUGCACGGACUCUUGUGGAACACGCGCGAGUUGAAACUCAGAACCAUAGAUUCUCUUAUGGUGAGCCCAUGACUGUUGAGUCCACUACACAAGCUCUCUGUGAUUUGGCCCUGCGAUUUGGUGAGGGCGAUGAAGAAUCUAUGUCCAGACCUUUUGGUGUGUCCCUUCUCAUUGCUGGUCAUGAUGAGAAUGGUCCCUGCUUGUACUAUACUGAUCCUUCUGGUACAUUCUGGCAAUGCAAUGCUAAAGCUAUUGGAUCAGGUUCUGAAGGUGCUGACAGCUCUUUGCAGGAGCAAUAUAACAAGGAUCUUACCCUUAAAGAAGCUGAAACCAUAGCACUGUCUAUUCUUAAGCAAGUGAUGGAAGAGAAGGUUACUCCCAAUAAUGUUGAUAUUGCAAGGGUAUCUCCAACUUACCAUCUCUACUUACCAUCGGAGGUGGAAGAGGUUAUCAGUCGCCUAUAAGAAAGAUGCGAGCUUACUCUCGUUACUGGUAUUUUCUUGUACGACAAUGCUUGCUUGCAGCCCUUGAGUUCGUUGGAUUGUAUUUUCCCUUCUUUCAGGGAUGGAAAUUGAUUUAGACAAGUAUUUUCUGUAUGGUCAUUACAUUUGCUCAAGGAUUUAAGAACUUUUUGGACCGUUUA
This is a messenger RNA of Capsicum annuum, 1033 nucleotides long. RefSeq names its product proteasome subunit alpha type-5. Bases 141 to 854 code for a protein of 237 amino acids. The record is from RefSeq and is a predicted model, not a curated record. The transcript is spliced from 9 exons. NCBI's taxonomy places the organism in Eukaryota, Viridiplantae, Streptophyta, Magnoliopsida, Solanales, Solanaceae. Gene Ontology annotation, cellular component: proteasome core complex; nucleus; proteasome core complex, alpha-subunit complex. Gene Ontology annotation, biological process: proteasome-mediated ubiquitin-dependent protein catabolic process.